Messenger RNA from Gaeumannomyces tritici R3-111a-1, 1668 nucleotides. RefSeq names its product H(+)/hexose cotransporter 1. Lineage: Eukaryota; Fungi; Ascomycota; Sordariomycetes; Magnaporthales; Magnaporthaceae. Gene Ontology annotation, biological process: transmembrane transport; carbohydrate transport. Gene Ontology annotation, cellular component: membrane. Gene Ontology annotation, molecular function: carbohydrate:proton symporter activity. The record is from RefSeq and is a predicted model, not a curated record. The transcript is spliced from 3 exons. The coding region runs from base 1 to 1668 and encodes 555 amino acids.
AUGGGCGGCGGGACUUCCCUUUGGGCCGCUCCUGAGUGGAGGACGGACCCCCGAGAUAUCUUCAACCGCCAGUUGAUCCUUGUCACCGUGGCGAUAGCGUUUGCGGGCUCCAGUUAUGGCUUUGACACGGGCAACAUCGGCGGCGUGCUAAAGCUGCCGGCGUUCAAGCAUGCGUUUGGGCUGGAUCUUCUUUCACAGGAAGAGUGCGACAAGCGUGUUGGCAACAUUGCGGCCAUGGUGGCAGCGGGAGGGGCCGGCGGGGCGUUGCUUGGCGCGCCAAUGUCGGACUAUCUUGGCCGCAAGCACGCCGCGCUUGCCUCGGCAGCCGUCUUCCUGCUUGGCUGCUCGCUGCAGGAGGUGGCGCAACUUGGCGUGUUCUACGCUGGGCGCCUCCUCAGCGGACUGGCCAUUGGGGCCACGUCGAUGCUCGCACCCCAGUAUCUCGCCGAGGUGUCGCCUAGAUCGGUCCGGGGCUCCCUGACGACGAGCUACAACCUCAUGAUCGUAACGUCGCUUGCGCUGGCCUUUUGGGUCAACUACGGCGUCAGCAUCUGGGCGCACGACCCCAACGACAACACGGCCUGGCGCCUGGCCCUGGGAAUCCAGCUGGUCCCUGGCGCGCUGCUCUUCGUCCUGACGCCGUUCGUGCUCGAGAGUCCGCGCGCGCUGAUAUCAAGAGGGAUGCGAGAGCAGGGCAUAGCGACGCUCGCGAGGUUGCGCGGCCUACCGGAAGACCACCCCUACGUGGCGCGCGAGGCCAUGGAGAUAUGCGCCCAGGUGGAUUCGGAGCAGGAGCAGGCCGCGGGCAGAGGCUACCUGGUGGUGCUGCGCGACAUGGCGGCCAACGCGAGCAACCGGCGGCGCCUGUUCCUGGCGGUCACGCUGUUCCUGUUCCACAAGUUCACGGGCACAGACAGCCUCAACUACUUUGCGCCCGACAUCUUCGCCAUGAUCGGGGUGCCCGCGGGGUCGUCGAGCCUGCUGACCACGGGCGUGUACGGGCUGGUCAAGAUGGCGACGACGGUGGUGUACGUGACGGUCAUUGUGGACCGGGUCGGCCGGCGGCUGCCGCUCAUGGUGGGAGCGACGAUGCAGGCGACGGCCAUGCUGUACCUGGCGCUCUACGUCCGCUUCGUCGAGGGCGGCGCUACCAGCCACCAGGGUGGGGGCACGCCCGCGGGCGGCAUCGUCGGGAUUAUCUGGAUUUACGUAUACGCCUUCGGGUGGUCGUUCGGACAUUCCGUGGCCCCGUACGUGGUCGCGGCUGAAAUAUUUCCGCCGCGAAUCCGAUCCGUGUGCAUGGGCAUGUGCCUGUUUGUCAACUGGAUCGUCGACUACGGCAUCACGCUAGCAACGCCCACCAUGAUGACGCGUCUGGGAUACGGCACGUUCCUGCUGUACGCGAUGCUGACCUACAUUGGUGUAGUGUUUGUGUACUUCUGCCUGCCUGAGCUCAAGGGUCGCAGCAUGGAGUCCAUGGACGACCUCUUCCAGCGUAGCAUCUGGACCAUGUGGCGGCACGCCUACCCAACCGAGGAGGAAAAGGCCCGGCACGACGUCCAAGACAUGCUCCAGCACGUCGAGGGCCGGCUUAUGCGGGCUGUCGGCGAUCCUUGGUGCCUCAAACGGGCAAACCGACCUACCGUCUCCUGUCUGCCAAAACUGUAA